AGCUUAUACAUGUAAUUAGGAAGAUGUCUGAAGACGGGUAACUUUGAAGCUUGUACCUUUCAUGUAUAGAGUACAUAAAAAAGGUACAUGGACAUUUGCUGCGGACUUGAAUUGAGAGCUCCACAUCUGCAACAUUAAACCUACCCCAAGAACUUCCAACUUCCAGACCAACAUCCAGAUCAGCAACUAUUCGCAGAGAAACGACAAUACAUAAUAGACUACCCGAGACAGUACACCUCAAUACAGGAACCCAGAUCGCAUGCCCUAAAGUACACGAACGCAUCAGCCAGACAAGAGCAAUGUCAAACCUCCAGCCCGUAAAGGGCAGUAGUAAAGACCAACCGGGCCUACGGUACCCGACGAGCGGCAAGACAAUCUACCACCGACCGCUAAACCGCACCAAAGCCGCCGAACUCAGCGGCUCCAGCUUCGCCUAUCUUUUCUCCGAGAUGGUAGGCUACGCCUCGAAGAAGAUAGAGAGCAUACAAGACUUAGAAAAGCGACUCAACGCCCAAGGCCACCCCAUCGGCCUCAAGCUGCUCGACCUCCUCCUAUACCGCGAACCGCCGCGCUCGCAGACGCGGCCGCUAAACAUCAUCACGCUCCUGCACUUCAUCAAGAUCAACGUGUGGCAGCACCUAUUCGGGCGAGCAGCCGACGGCCUGGAGAAGUCGUCGGAUCCGUCCAAGCCCGACGAGUACAUGAUCAUCGACAACGAGCCGCUGGUUAAUCGCUACAUCAGCGUGCCCAAGGACAUGAGCCAGCUCAACUGCGCGGCGUACGUAGCGGGCAUCGUCGAGGGCGUGUGCGAUGGCUCGGCGUUCCCGGCGCGCGUCACGGCGCACAGCGUCGGUAAGCAGGAGGAGGGCGAGAUGUGGCCAGGACGGACGGUUUUUCUGGUUAAGUUCGCGCCGGAGGUUAUGGAGAGGGAGGGGUAUUUGGGGAAAGGCUGAGGCUGGGAUGGUAUAUUUUGAGUGAAGGGGGGAAUCUAGGCGUGGUGGUUCUAGCAUUGCAACGGCGUUCGGGACGGUUUGCCAGUCGGGAAUCGAGGAUAGGGUUCAUUUUAUAUUAGGAGCAUGGUAUCACCGUGUCAGAAGAUAGGGUGCGAGUUACGAUAUCAAG
Messenger RNA from Daldinia loculata, 1122 nucleotides. Its product is annotated as putative SPP30 protein. The coding region runs from base 300 to 953 and encodes 217 amino acids. NCBI's taxonomy places the organism in Eukaryota, Fungi, Ascomycota, Sordariomycetes, Xylariales, Hypoxylaceae. Gene Ontology annotation, biological process: endoplasmic reticulum to Golgi vesicle-mediated transport. The transcript is spliced from 2 exons. The record is from RefSeq and is a predicted model, not a curated record. Gene Ontology annotation, cellular component: TRAPPII protein complex; TRAPPIII protein complex; TRAPPI protein complex.